Bemisia tabaci is the source of this 2066-nucleotide messenger RNA. RefSeq lists its product as uncharacterized. Lineage: Eukaryota; Metazoa; Arthropoda; Insecta; Hemiptera; Aleyrodidae. Gene Ontology annotation, biological process: proteasome-mediated ubiquitin-dependent protein catabolic process; protein linear polyubiquitination. The record is from RefSeq and is a predicted model, not a curated record. Gene Ontology annotation, molecular function: ubiquitin-protein transferase activity; ubiquitin binding. Gene Ontology annotation, cellular component: ubiquitin ligase complex.
UUCCGGCGUGACGGCUUAGGAAUAAAGGAUGAUAGACUCUGCAUACGAGAAAACUUUAAAAAACUGGCUUGGAAAAGUGGAAACUAUGGACAGCAAAGUGAAUAAAAAAACCUCUCGCCAGCACAAGAGAAAUCCCCAUGAUAGUAGCGGCAGUAUGGACGAUUUGAAUCAAAAUUUCAGCCGUCAGAACAAACCCUUCCCCAAGAGUCAAGUUUCAAUGAAUCCUCAUUCUAAAUACCCACCACAUCCCAAGGCAAAUCAUCACACUUCUUGUGAUGUGCGGGAUACUUUAGAAAAAUUAUACAAUAAGCAUUCAAACAAUAUUAACAGUAAAUUGAACACAAUAAUGCAAAAAGUUAACAACUUUUCUAGUGAAGUCGAAAAAUUAAAAGAACAGAACAAAGAAUUGCACCAAAGAAAUGUAAUUUUGAUGCAACUGCUCCAGGAAAAAGAAGGUUUAAAGGGAAAAUAUUUUGCUACCGAAAAUAACCCUAACUUGAAUAAAACUUUUUCACUCUCGCCAGCACCAAAAAAGUCCAAGUCACCCAAGAAAAUUGCGGAUGAAGAAGAGAUACUCCUAGAUGAUCCUACAGCCAAUGAAGAUGAAAAGGCAACUACUAUAGUCAACUCCAUGCGUGAUCUUGUGAGGAAAUGCGCUUCCGCGAUAGAUUCUCCUGUGUUGUUCAAUCUCCAAGAGAAUCCUGGGCCUUCAGGAGUAGGUGAUCAGACCAGCACGAAUGAGUUUUUCAUCUCGGAACAAACGCCAAUGUCUGAAUAUGAUCAGCUCCUCAGCCUUGCUGAGGAAAAAAUCAUUUAUGCUAGUGCUGCCUUCAGAUGUGAUAAAUGCCUACAAAACUUCAUAGAUUGCAACCAAGGAGACGGAGUGAUUCUUAAGAAUUGCAAUCAUACAUACUGCCAAGGCUGCAUCAAGCAACAUAUACUUGAAAAUACAGAUCUAGGUUCUAUUAAUUGUCUUCAAGAGGACUGUGAAUUUUCAAUCUUGGAGAGUGAGAUAGAGGCACUCAUGACUAAGGAGGAAUAUGAAGUAAGAUUACACCAUGCCGUCAAAAACAUCAAAGCCAGUAUGGAAAACCCAAUCCAAUGUGUUACAAAAGGGUGUGGAAACAUUGUUGAUGUUGGGAAAAAUGUAUUCGACUUUAAAUGUCCGCUGUGCAAAAAUGUCAAUUGUCUAGACUGCAAGAAAAUUCACGCUAAUGGACUAACAUGUCGGAAACUAGCUGAUUUAACCUUAGAAGAACAAGUAAGGAAUUUCGCCACUUGGGAGUCCUACCACAACGACCCUUUAGUGUUUCACACAAAAGAUUUUGAGUGCCAAAUCUGUUAUGGUCAAUAUGGGCCUGGAGAAGGUGUUACGCUGAAAGAAUGUCUCCAUACUUUCUGCAAGGAUUGUCUCACAGCAUACAUUGAAAAUGAAGAUAGUGCUUCGAUCAAAUGCCCCUAUGCAGAUGAUAAACACAGUUGUUCAUUUAAUAUACAAGACCGAGAGGUGAAAGCGCUGCUAACCAAGGAAGCUUUUGAAAAAUAUGUAUCAAGAUCAAUUAAGCUUGCUGAAGGGAGUAUGCAAAACACAGUCCAUUGUUUAACACCGGAUUGCGAGUUUUUUCUCACAAUCGAGGAUAUGCCAAAUUUCACUUGUGAAAAGUGUCAUGAGCUGAACUGUCUUGAAUGCAAGGCUAUUCACACCAACAAAACUUGUCGACAGCACCAAGAGGAUUUGUUGGAAAAGUCAGACCCAGAAAAACAAGCUGAUAUUGCGGCUUCUGAACACGCUCUUAACAAUCUGGUGGCUCAAGGUCUGGCGAUGAUUUGUCCCAAUUGUGGUGCUCAUGCAAUGAAAGCAGAAGGCUGUGAUGCAAUCGUGUGUCGUUGCAAAACAGAAUUAUGUUGGGCCACUAAAAAGACACGAUGGGGCCCAAGAGGUACUGGAGACACUUCAGGAGGAUGUCAGUGCAAUGUCAACGGGAGACGAUGUCAUCCAAAUUGUCAAAACUGCCAUUGAAAAUCAAAAUAUUUCAUCAAUAAAUCACGAUAUUUUUAAUUUUUUA